Ruditapes philippinarum (Manila clam) is the source of this 5404-nucleotide messenger RNA. RefSeq names its product mucin-2-like. The transcript has 4 exons. NCBI's taxonomy places the organism in Eukaryota, Metazoa, Mollusca, Bivalvia, Venerida, Veneridae. Bases 407 to 4426 code for a protein of 1339 amino acids. The record is from RefSeq and is a predicted model, not a curated record.
AGCAUGGAGAUAACAACGAAGGGCUUAAGGUCAAAGGUGACUUACAUCUACAUCGUAGCAUCUUAAAUAUUUAUCCAUUAUGUCUAACAUGUCAUCAACUGACUGAUGCUUGUAAUCUGCUAUGUACACCUAGCAAGCCUCAAAUAUUUGUACACGUGCGUCAAGCGUUAUUCAUGUAUACAUGUAUGUACCCGACUAUCAAAAUUCUGAAAUAAUUUUGCGUAUCAAGGAAAAACACGGAUUUAAAGUGUUUUCGUAAAUUAUUUGUCAGAUAAAAUGGAAGUUUUAUCGGUUGUGUUCGGAUUUUGAAUGAUAACAAUUUGAAGCUUAUCUAUAAUGGUCGAUCGAUGUUAUGUCAGGGAUAUUUAGUGCUUUAAUAGUAAACGGGUAUCCAAAACGUUGAAAUAUGGAAUUUAUAAGACCUUUCUCGGCAGUUUUCAUGAUAUUUUUAGCACUGGUAUCUUCGCAAGCACGGUCAUUAUCGCCAAUGAGUCAAACUACUGUUACCAAUCUCCCUACAAGUGACGCAUCUGCUCAAACCAAAACAACAUCAACUACACGGCUGUCAACUGGCCAUACGAAAGUGACAAAAAGUUUAUUUAACUCAAGUGAAGCAAUUUAUAAAUCUACACCUACGACGCAUAAGCCUUCAUUUGCUCCGACAAGUAAUCAAUCGGGCACAAUACCAUCUUAUAAAACGACAAGUAAUCAAUUAAUCGCAUCGUCAACUUAUACCACCUAUCCAUCAUCAACAGUAAAGACAUCUUUUGUAACAUCAACUGAAAGCGUAUCAAACUAUCAGACUUCAGUAUAUACAACAUAUAUUACUAGUAAAUCAUCGAACAAACAUACAAGUGCAGUGACUUCAGCAAACGGUGCUUCAACAACAUCAUCUUACACUGAGACAGUGGCAGCAAAGAAAGAUAUAAAAACAACACAUUUAAGAGAUGCUAAUACGGCUUCUGUGGCGACAACGAGUACAUCUCCUACUUAUAAGAUAUAUCCCUCUACACAUUCAACAAUGGCAACAAUUAACACUAUAGAUCUUUUAAAUAAUCAGUCAAAAUCAACGCAUUCUCUUCAACCAACAGUCAUAGAGACAGUACCACCAACUUUCCAAGCAACAGACGUAUCUACUGAUUCAUACGAUAUUUCAACAAGUACGCCGACAUACCAUUCAACUAGCACAUUACCAGUGACUUCCACGAACGUAUUUAAAAGUACACCACAUGAGCAACUAACAAGCUUAUCGCCAGUACCAUCCACAACUGUAUUAACAACACCAAAACAGUCAACAAACAUCUCUUUCCAUAACUCAACAGGCACACUAAAAGUGAUUUCCACAUCACCUUUUGCAAGCAGUUCACCUUUAAAGACGACAACAGCUUCUUCGCAUGUUCCAACAAACAAAUCGACAGUUACUUCAACAGUUAAGUUAACAAACACAACGCCUUCCCCGUCAACAAGCACUACACAACACCAGACAAUAAACACUACACAACACCAAUCAACAAACACUACACAACACCAAUCAACAAACACUACUCUUCAGCACUCAAGACAUACUUCGUCUUAUGAAACAACAAGUACUCCAUCUGAUCAUUCCACAAGUACAUCUUAUCAAUCUAAAAGCGUAACAGCUCAUCAGUCAACAAGCUUUCCGCCCUAUCAGUCAACAAGCAGUACACAGUAUCAUUCAACAAACGCUACGUUCUCACAAUCAACAAACACUAUGAAAGGCAAAUUUAUAACAACUUCGCCUAGCCAGUCAACAAGCACAACAAUCAUGACACACGAACCAACAAGCAUAUCUUCUCGUGCUUCAGAUAGCACACCGCACGUGACAAAAGUAAAAACGUUAACAAGCACAAUUCCUGAUCAAUCAGCAAACACCUCUAAACAUCUAACAUUCCGUACAUCAACGGUUACAACAACCAAAUCAUUUGAAAAAACAGUGACUGAUUCAACUUCCAAUCUAGCUCUGACUACAUCAGAUGUAACGACAAAAAACUUAACCACAUAUACCCCUUUUAAUUCAACAACAGGUGUAGCCUCCAAGUUAUCAUCGCUUACUUUUUCCAGGAUCACUGAUACAUCAACGAAUACAAAAACUACUCGGAUGUCAACAUUGCCAACAUUGUCAUCAACACGUAAACCAAAAAAUAAUAAUACUGGUAUUGUAACAGGCGCUUCUGUCGAAGCAACACCAUCAACCGUUAAUUCGUCUACACAUACUACUACAAAAGAGCCAACAUUUUCAUCAACAUCCUCUACAUUACCAACAAGCGUACACACAAAUAUUUAUACGACAGACGAACAAACAACAGUUACACACGGUUUUACCCCGUCCGGUAAAACGUCAAAUACAAAUGUGAAUUCGUCGGUAAGAUCUGAAUAUACCCUGUCAACAAGCACAUCACCUGUCCAAACAUUAAAUGCAACAACGACUUUACCUACCACAUACUCAUCUACUAAGUCAAACACUUCUAUUGUUAAAACAUCAAAUUUACCUACGAGCUUACCAAAUACAUACGAAAAUAUUACUUCUUCAAUUUCUUCACCUUUCCAAACAUCAAAAUCAACUAUCAAUUCAACGAUUACAUCCUCGCAUAAUAUGGGAUAUAGUUCUGAUUCGUCUGUUAAAACAUCGGUUAAAACAACACCUUUGGAUGUAACACAUGUACAAACCACAUUUUCUAGUUCUUUACUUGUCCAAACGUCAAAUUUAAGUACGAAUUUUCCAAUUAAACUUGAAUACACCACACCAAAUACACAACAAGCUAAAACUUUUAAUGCAACUUCAAAUUUACCAACAACACAAUCAUCUUCUUUGUCAAGCAUUUCGUCUGUACAAACAUCAAAUACAGCCACGAAAUUAACUACGUCACACUUAACCUCUUCAAAUAGUUCACUUUUUCAAACGACCAAUCUAACGACACAUUCACCAGUUACAUACGAACAUUCCAUGCUGUUAAAUAUUUCAUCUGUCCAAAUGUCUAAUGUAUCUACCAAUCUACCAUUAACAUAUGAACAAACUAUGUCAAGUACUCAAACUGUUCUAAUAUCAAAUGCAACUGAACAUUUACCUGUCACAAACGAAUUGAACACAUCAAGCACCCCAGUCGCGAAAACGUCAAGUAUAUUGCCAAUCACAACGUCAAUUGCAUCACCUGUCCAAAUGUCAAAUGUAACUACUAAUUCACCAUUAACACACUCGCAUACCGCGUCUACUACACCACGUGCUCAAACGUUAAAUGUGAUGGUAUAUUCAACUAUUUCAAAGAAUCACACCACAUCAGGUGAACCAGUUACGAAAACAGGAAACACAAAUACAUCACAAAGUAGUAACACAUUCCUGUUCACUACUACUUCACCAAAUGCAUCAACCAUUGGAGUUACACCAUUUUCUUCAGAUUUACCAAUAACAGGUUUGAAUACAAAAUCAAAAUCUUCUACUGGUAGAACAACAAUAACGUCUACGAAUUUAUCAGCUACGUCUUCACACGCUAUGAAUACAUCAACUUACACAAAUAUUUCACAAUAUUCAACCGGUCAGUCAACAAUGCAAACUGGUUACACAGCAACACAGUUAACCAACAAAACUCAAGCAACAACAGCGAGUGGUCUUCCAACGUCUACCCAAACAUCAGUAUCGCCUAUAUAUAAUCAAAGCACAUCAACUGUUAAAACAACCAAAGUCAUGAAACAUCCAUCGACAGGCUCCGCAACGUAUUCAACAAAAAAUAAAGUAAUAUCUAUUUCUUCAAAUUCAACAGUAACAAAGCUGCCAUUGACGUCCACAAAAAGCAGUUCAGUCAAACAAUCAUCAAAGACAGCUACACAUUCAGGAACAGAAUAUACCAAAACAUCACCAACAGUAAUAACAACUUUGUUGACGACAGCAGCAACUUUAGACAUUCCAACUAGCCAGGUAACGAGAUCAGCAACUACAAACGCAGUUCGCCAAUCCUCUACCAAACGAACUGCAAUAACAUCAACAUUUUCAGAUGUAUCCGCAUCAACAAUAAAACAUAUAUCAUCUAGUACGUCAUCAAUAAUCACGACAAGGAAACAAUCAAAUGCAGAGACAAGAAAUAUCUUUUCAACAAUAAAAAUUAAUCACAUCACUGAUGGAGAUGUAGAAACAUCAAGUACCAUAGCAAUUCAGCAAGGUACCGAAGAUAUUCCACAGCAAAGUGCUCUAAAAAGUAAUGGUUUAUCUACGGGAGGGAAGGCAGCUCUCGGUAUAUGUAUACCAUUGUUCAUCCUCUUCUUAGUAGGCGUUGCAUUCUGGUUGCACAGAAGGCGAAAAUACCGGGGAAACUGGAUUAUAACACGUGACGUGGAUUACAUGCCAUGGCGAUAUAGUAACGCAAGUUUCCUAAGUGAGGACGAGGGAGAGUCGUCAGGUAUAAAUCGAAGAUGAGGAAAUGGUUUUCUAUUGGUUUUCUGUUAAAACAGAUGGAGGGAUAUUCUUCUGAAGAUGACAUUGACCGGAUGUUAUUCUAUAUGCGUAGUCAUCCGAUGUUUUUUUGUGAUACUUACGGAAAGACAAUUUGUGAAUAAAGUUCACAUGACCAUAUUUCCACAGAUUUCUUUGGAUGGUGUACUGUUUGUGACUUUCUGUGUCUUAUUACUGAAUUCUUCUGGUGACAUUCAGUAGAUGACAUUAUGUGGGUAAAAUAAUAUUGGGUGACAUUAUCCUGAUAACAUUCCGUACAUGAUAUUCCAGGUAAUUGAUAUUCUCAGGGUGACAAUUUCGAUGAUGAUAUUUGUUAGAUAACCCAUGCAUUGGAUGUCAUUCUUCUUUGUAUAUUAUACUUGCCAAGUUGGUGAUAUUCUUUGGUGGACAUUCUGUCGAGAACAUCCUUUAAAUAAAACGUUUCAUGAAAACAUAGUAAACUCUCGUAAGACAUUCAAUUGUGAUACACAAAAUUGCAUAAUAGUAAGACAUGGGGUGUAUUUGUUCUAGUCAAAUCAUUUAAUAUCAUAAUUCGGAGAGAUGGACACAAACGCAUACAAAGAGCUAUGUUUAAGACAGUAGCCUGGCAUGAACAAAGAUAUGACAGAAAAAACUUUAUGCUACGGCUUUGGAAAUACAUAUCAAACUUAGCGGCUAUUGCGUUUUAGAUAAAUGUGUGAUGUCAUAAUAGACUGUGUUAUUUAAAUGGUUUUUGUGUUACUAUUAUACUUGUAUGUAAUAUAUUCUUCCAAAUACCAUGUUCAUCUUGCUCAAAAUGUCUUAAGUGAUCAUUUGUUGUUCAUAAAUUUAAAUAAAGUUACAUGUACAUUUUAAAGUUGUCGUGUUCCAUAUUUGUAAAGAACUUCUGAAGGUCUAGUUUUCUCUAAGAUGUUGUGAUGAUAAGUUUGGAACCGAUGGCUUAGUGGUUAUGGCGUCUGCCUG